AAUGGUUGGCAGGUGUGCUGUUCCUGGUUGUAAAUCAACAUAUUUCAAAGGAAAUAAAAAAGAAAACGAGGUUACCCUGUUUGCAAUUCCUAAAACUUCAUUAUCAAAAUGGCGAGAACUAAUUCCAUGUAGUAAUUUGACGAGCACCUCACAUAUUUGCUCCCAACCCAACCCAACGUGUUCCAUCCUUUCAAACGUAGGAUUCUUAACGCUGGAGCAAUGCCCUGGAAACCAACAAUUUCUGUUAAAUGAUACAUCUAGUCAACAACUGCUGAUUACUUCAAAGAGCGAUUCAGUGGUGCUCGACAGCUACCACCAAAGCUGUCCAAUAUCAUUGCAUUAUUUCUUGCCAAAGCUGCAGCCAUCGUUCGAGAUCCUUCUCACCCAAUGUACCGUGCAAUCAAUAACUUUCUACUGGUAAAAUCGGCUAUGGAAGUGACCCAAGUUCCCGAAUUUUUCGUCAUGCUUCAUAACACUGAACUACCUGAACAGAGGUCGCUUCAAAGGAGUUUUUUACUCAGCCUUCUUCGAGAUGGCAUCAAAAGUCGUCAGGACUAUUUAGUGUGUGCUCGAAGAAGAGUCUUUCGAAUCCUUCUCUCCUUGCAGCCAUCCAAUCUAUUGUCCGACAAAACUGAUAAGCGGCUCAUACUUGAAGUCGUACAAUCUUCACUUCAGAAUUCAAUCAUUACCUAUGACUUGAUUCAACAUCGUGGCCUUAUCAUGUGGCUUGACAGCCUCUUGCUGACCGACACCGUUGCAGAUGAAGCUAGUCAGAUGGUGUCGGUGGUGACGACAAUGUGGGACACGCUCUACACUCACAUGCUGAAGAAGAGAGAGUCGAAAGAAAAGGACGACGAAGAAGCUAUUGCAAAACUUGAACAGGAGGUCGAAAUGAUGGAAGCCGAAGACGAAGAUACCGCCGACAAAACCACUAACAAACCCAAGAUGCAGAAUGCUAAAAUCAGUAGCAGAAAACCUAUUUGGAAUUUACUUCCUAUGCAGCAACAAGUUAUUGCUCCCUGGAUCAUGUGUGAGCUAAUGCAGUUGAUGGUCAAUUUGUGGCAUGUACUCUAUGAAGCUGAGCCAAACUAUGCUACGUUUAACAAAUACGCCCGAGUAUUAUGCUCCGUCGCUUCACACAUUCACGAAUCCAAAAGCAUCAUUCAAGCAGCUCAGGAGAAGGAUUUGAAGACCGUCCGGUUUGUUACCCCUCCCUGCAUGCUGAAUGUUAAAUUGAUGCGACAGCUCGUUGAAGUCUCAUCCCGCUUUGUGAGUAAUCUUCCCGAUCUAAAGGAUCAUUUGGCAGUAGUUGAAAGUUCCAAAAAGAAAUCCUCGGCUUGCCCAACAGAACUUAGUCGAAACUGGGAACGAAGACACAGGUAUAUGCGAGAACUUAUGGACCAAGAAGAGACAAAUGUUUCAACCAGAUAUAAUGUGCACAAAUUAUUGUCUUUAGCUGAAUGUGGUGUUUGAAAUAACAAUGACAAUUUUGUUUGCAUACAAGGAGAACCUCGUGA
Daphnia pulicaria is the source of this 1517-nucleotide messenger RNA. RefSeq lists its product as uncharacterized. The transcript is spliced from 4 exons. Gene Ontology annotation, cellular component: nucleolus. The coding region runs from base 388 to 1473 and encodes 361 amino acids. NCBI's taxonomy places the organism in Eukaryota, Metazoa, Arthropoda, Branchiopoda, Diplostraca, Daphniidae. Gene Ontology annotation, biological process: maturation of 5.8S rRNA from tricistronic rRNA transcript (SSU-rRNA, 5.8S rRNA, LSU-rRNA); maturation of LSU-rRNA from tricistronic rRNA transcript (SSU-rRNA, 5.8S rRNA, LSU-rRNA). The record is from RefSeq and is a predicted model, not a curated record.